Molecule: messenger RNA, 1452 nt
Organism: Selaginella moellendorffii
Lineage: Eukaryota; Viridiplantae; Streptophyta; Lycopodiopsida; Selaginellales; Selaginellaceae
Product: pentatricopeptide repeat-containing protein At4g02750-like
Exons: 1
Coding region: 1-1452 (483 amino acids)
Biological process (GO): RNA modification
Molecular function (GO): protein binding; RNA binding
Source: RefSeq, a predicted model, not a curated record
AUGUAUGGGAAUUGUGGCAGUCCAAAGCAGGCCCAGUCCAUCUUUGAUGAAAUGAAAUGUGACAAGAAUUCAUUCUCCUGGUUCUUCCUUUUUGCUGCAUAUGCCCGAAACGGUCUUCUUGAAAAAGCGAAAAACACAUUUGACAAAAUGCCUGAAAGGGAUCUCGUCUCAUGGAGUAUGCUUAUUACAGCCUAUGCAAAAGCCAAAAAUUUAACCCAAGCUAAAAAGACCUUUGACAAGAUGCCAAUGUGGAAUAUCGUAGUCUGGACUUCUAUUCUAGCAGCAUAUACCCAAAGUGGGCACCCUGAAAACGCGAAAACAGUCUUCGAGACUAUGCCAGAAAGGAAUCUUGUAUCGUGGACUUCACUCCUGGCAGCUUACUCAAACAAGGCAAAAGUCGAGGAAGCUAGAACUUUGUUCGACCAUAUGCCCCAAAGAAAUCUAGUUUCGUGGAAUUCCAUGCUUGCGGCAUAUGCCCAAAACGGGCAUACACUCAAAGCCAAGGAGCUAUUCGAAGCAAUGCCAGAGAGAGACUUAGUUUCAUGGACGACAAUGGUGACGAGCUACACCCAAACCGGCCACCUCGAAAGCGCCAAGAGCGUGUUCGAAUCAAUGCCGGAGCGCAACUCCAUCGCAUGGAAUGCGAUGAUUGCAGUGUACGCUCACGCGAGACAGGUGGAGGAAGCCAAGUUUACGUUCGAUCAAAUGCCACUUCAGAGCCUGGUCUCGUGGAACACGAUGAUCUUCGCGUACGGCCAGUCCGGCUACUGCGGCGAGGCCCAGAUGACGUACAAUGCGAUGCCGGAGAGAGACGCUGGAUCCCAGACGACCAUGUUUUCUGCCUAUGCGCACAACGGGCAUAUCGAUCGCGCUGCCAAGUUCUUCGAUCUGUCACCGCUGCUGGAUAUCAUCUCUUGGAGGGCGAUUCUCGCGGCCUUUGCUCAAAACGGACAGUUCUCCAGAGUCCUGGAUACAUAUGACAAGCUCAAGCUGGUGGAAGCUCCCGACGAGACGUGCUUCGUGUCCGUGGUGAUCGCUUGUAACCAUUCAGGGAAGCUCUACACCAGCCGGCAGUGCUUUCUCUCGAUGAUAGCGGACUUUUCUCUGACUCCCACCAAGCAGCACUACUCGUGCAUUGUGGACCUUCUGGGACGGGCAAACUAUCUGGAGGAGGCCGAGGAUUUGAUCGAUGCGAUGCCGUUUGAGCCGAGCUUUUCGGACUGGAUGUGCUUGCUCGGUGCCUGUAGCAGCCACAACAACCUGGAGCUGGGAGUCCGAGCGGCCAAGGAAGUGAUUCGAUCCAACCCGAGAGCGGCCACUUAUGCGAGCGUGUUGCUUGCCAACAUUGUUUACAUGAAUGCGGACGGAGGUCUCGUCCAAAGCUUGCAGAUUACUGAGAACUUGCAGCGAGAAAUAGGCCUGCAAGGACCAAAAAAAAUGAGGCACCAGUAA